UGUCCAGUCUAUUUUCUAAGUCAUCUGUGAUUUCAUGUUAUUAAUAUUGCCUCAAGUACACAUACAUGUUUGUAAUUUAGUAUAAAAUGAAACUGUAAUUAAGAUGUCACCAAAAGUUCUAUUUUCCUUCUAAAAUAUGUGUCAUGACAAAAUCGAUUAAAUUUUGUGAUAUAUUGUAUUUGUCAUAUUUGUGUCCAUAUAUAGCAGAAAAAAAUGUUAAACAGAUUUAAAUCAGUGUUGAUGAAUGCUGUGGGUGCAAGUGAACUUGGUUUACAAUACCCUAACGAUUCAGAUAAUGAUGCGAUAACAGAUUAUAUGAAUUCAAACUUUACUACGGAAGUAGAAAAUAAACCAUAUAGUCGUCCAAAUUUUUUAGGGUUAACUGCAGAAGAAACUCAAGUUAGCGCUGAUCAUAGGGUAAGACCAAUCAUAGUUCCAAGAGAUCUGAGUCGAUUACCAUGGUGUGCUGGUUACGCAGAAUGUAUAAAUGCUGGAAAAAGUACUUGGAAUGAAGAUCAAGCCUCCGCAACUAGAGGAGACCUGAAAUUAUCUGAUGUUAAUGUUGCUUUGCCUUAUAUUAUGUUUUCUAUGUUUGAUGGACAUGCUGGAUAUCAAGUUGCUUUAACAGCAAGAUUACAAUUACAUAAAAUAAUUCUUGAAAGGUUAAUGGCAAUACCUGGCAAUAUGUUACUAAAUGAAGAUGAAGAUGAACUUAUAAAAGGAAGAGAUUUAGUUAUUGGUGCUAUUGAAUUGGCAUAUAGACAGAUGGAUCAAAUGGUAGAAGCCCAGGCUCAAAAUGGGGGUGGUGGUUGCACAGCAAUCACUAUUUUAUUUCUCAAUGGUAGACUGUAUGCUGCGGGUGCUGGUGAUUCUAGAGCUGUACUUGUGAUGGAAGAAAUUCAUUGUGCAUUGACAAGAGAUCAUACUCCUGAUUCAGAAUCAAAUCGUGUUAGAGCACUUGGCCUUUUAAGAAGUAAUGAAUUAUUGAAAAGUCAUUUCACACCGUUAGAGUUCCGAAAACGACCAUUACAGAAAGAAUUAGGUUCCAUGGUUUUGUACAGGGAACCAUAUAUGACAGGUUGGGCAUACAAAGUAUUAACUCAUUCUGAUUUGAAACUACCUCUUAUUUCAGGACAUGGAAAAAGGAGUCGAGUGAUGGGCACUAUAGGUGUGACUCGAGGGUUUGGAGAUCAUGGCUUAAAAGCAGCCAAUACAGGAGUUAGUAUAAAACCAUUCCUAUCAUCACAACCGGAGGUACAUUCCAUAAGUUUGGAUAACUACAAUCUCACAGAACGUGACUGCGUUGUUGUAGCCACAGAUGGGCUUUGGGAUGUUGUAUCAGAUAAGGCAGCAGCAAACAUACUCAGGAAGACUCUAGCUCCUGAUACUCCAUCACUAGAAUAUAGGCUUACGAUGGGUGCUCAAGAAUUAGUACAAGCAGCAAGAGGUAGACUAAUUGGUCGAGUUUGGGUAGGCAAAUCAGAAAAUCCUGAAGAAACUGAUGAAAAGUUUUUACCAAUGGCAUCAGUUGACGAUAUCAGUGUUUUAGUAGUACCUUUGUACCCAUAUUCGUGUGAACAUAAGCAAUGGUUAAAAACUACAUAUCAGUUAAUAAGUCCACAUAGUACAUGACCAAAUUGAUGAAAACUGAUUAAUUUGUAUUUUAGUAGGAACGUUACAAUUGAGAAAGAGUAUUCACUUUGUAGUGUAGUAAUCAAUCACAAAAACGUAAUUGCUUUUACAUUGCUUUUAAAAAGAAAUAUUUAUAUGUACACUACAGAUUUAAACUUUCCAGCAGUUUUUCUUUUGGCGUGAUAAUUUAUUAUAUACUGCCACCUUUUUAAAAUUAUAAUUAGAAGAAUGUCAUAAUUAUUUAAUGGAACAUUCCAGUUUUAGAAUGUUGAAUACAGUGUAACUUAAUUUUAAGUGUUAUGCAGCAUCCAAAGUAGAAGUAAAGUGUAUUUAAUUUUAUAAGGCGUAUGCAGCAUUUUACGUGCAUCACGAAUAAAUGAAAGCGGUGAAUAUGACUUGAUGAUGAAAAAAUUAAAAUAAUAAAAAAAAUUUGUACGAAAAUAAUUUUAUCAUAAGUAUGUAGUGCAGUGAAUAAUUUGUUUGUUAAUCUUGUAUUUAUUUUUAUUUUUGAAUACUUACUAUGAACUAGUAUAUAUAAAGUAUCUUUAAGUGGUUGAUCCACAUAAGACCAGAAACUAAAAAUUGUACAUAAAAGAUGCAUUGCUUUUUUGGCAAUGUUAGUAGAAAUGUAAGUUUUGUCUCGUCUUUAUAUAUUUUAUUUUUAUUUUGAUGUAAACAUUAUAAUUGAU
Molecule: messenger RNA, 2321 nt
Organism: Nomia melanderi (Alkali bee)
Lineage: Eukaryota; Metazoa; Arthropoda; Insecta; Hymenoptera; Halictidae
Product: protein phosphatase 1H
Biological process (GO): protein dephosphorylation
Cellular component (GO): mitochondrion
Molecular function (GO): cation binding; [pyruvate dehydrogenase (acetyl-transferring)]-phosphatase activity
Source: RefSeq, a predicted model, not a curated record